Molecule: messenger RNA, 3285 nt
Organism: Ruditapes philippinarum (Manila clam)
Lineage: Eukaryota; Metazoa; Mollusca; Bivalvia; Venerida; Veneridae
Product: coiled-coil domain-containing protein 158-like
Exons: 8
Coding region: 213-2258 (681 amino acids)
Source: RefSeq, a predicted model, not a curated record
UUAUAUUUACAACGGUUCCGAAAUAAAUAAACUUCAAUGGUAGUUGUCGUUUUGUACACAAAGAAGUAAAUCAACAGCAAUGAAUUAUCAAAAACAAGUUUAAAAUCUUAGGAACUGUAACAUGAACAUGAUGGAGAAACAUUCCUGGAGAAGAAAAUAAACAAAGAUAUGUGUUACUCUCGAUCUUAAAAGCAAAAAAUAUACAUUAAAGAAUGGCGAAUACAGACACAGACUGCAAAAUGACGGAUCUGUCACUUGCUAUAGCUAGUCUUUUAUUGUAUAUUAAAAAGACCAAGAACUAUUGUCAAUCGCAAUUAGACGUUUUGUCAGAGAAUGUAAAAAAAGAAGUUGGAAAACAAAUCAGACAGAACGAAAGCCUCAAUGAAAAAGUCAGGAAAGUUAAAGAUGAUUUGGAAAACUACAAGUUCCAACUGGAAAUUCUGUCAAAAAAUAAAGAAGAUUUAGAAUUAAAAUUAGAGGAAGUCAGGCUUCAGAAUUUAACGUAUGAAAAGAAACGGGAGGGCAUUUUCGAAGACAACAUGAGGCUUAAUGAGAAGGUCGAGCAGCUUGAAAUAAAUAAUGCUUUUCUCAUAGAUAGACAUAAAAAAGAAAUUGAAAAACAUGUCAGAGUCAAAGAGAGAAACAACCAUCUUCAUACCAAAGAGCAAACGCGUUUAAAAUCGUACAUUUCUGUCUUGGAGAUAAAGACAAAGGAGUAUCAAGAUAAAGUUAUUGGGAUUAAUCUAAAACGUGAAAAAGAGAUUCAAGAAACAGAAAGAAACAUGCAUCAAUUACGAGUAAACCUUCAGGAAAAACAGAAAUGCAUAGAACAAAAAGAUGAAGUCAUCACUUCAAACGAAAAAAAGAUUAAAGUCCAGUGUGCAGUGAUAGAUCACCUUCGUGAACAAAUAAAAGACAUGGAGAUUAAAAAUGAAAAAGAGCAUGAAAUAAGAAAAAAGGGUGAAGGAAAACAAAUAAUUAAAAGGAAAAAGGAAAAAGUAUUUGAUGAGUUGGAAAGCGAUGCUGUGAAAAAUAGAGAAGAACACAUAUCUAUAGUAAAUGACAAAUUAAAGCAAUGUACACAUCUGGUUCAUAACAAAGAGUCAAAAGUUCUUGACAUGGCAAACACUCUACAGACAGAAAAAAAAGUCUUUGACAAAAAAAUACAGUUUUAUGAGAAUGAAAUUGCCAGGAAAGACGAAAUGGUUGUCGAAAUCAACGACAUAAUGGGCAAAAUGAAAUCAGACUCAAAAGCAUUAGGAAAGAAAGUGAAGGAAAGAGAUGCCAAAAUAGAUGUACUUAAUGCACAGCUUCAGCAAAUUCAAAAGCAACAAGAUGACUCUCAGAAAAAUGUCGGAAACAUCAUCAAUUCAAAACAGAAAUUGACAUUUGAUCUUACACAGGACGUUGAACAGCGGGACUUUAAAAUAAUUAGUCUAGAGAAAAAAAUCAAACAGGAAUCAUUAGAAAACCUUCUUGAAAGAGAACACAAAAUUGAUGCUGCAGUGAAAACUGAGAUUGCGGAACUGAAAAGACAAUUAAAACUUACAAAAUCAAAACUACACGACGCUGAAGCUAAGCUCGAUGACACUAAGACUAGACUAAGUCAAGACAUGGUGGACCGUUUGACAGAAAACGAGCGAAACAUAACUGAUUUAAGCGACAGGAAUCGUCCAACAAAACUUGCUGAGAAAUGUGCAGAGCUGUAUGAUAAUCAAUGGACGGAUGCAUUUGAAGUUCUUGAAACAUAUUUUGCAAAUGAUGAGGCUGUAAUCGAAGCUCUAUUGCAUAUCUUAAAGGCAACCAUGACCUUUUGUGAAGAUAAGGCCCAAUUCCAGAUUGAGGAACUAGGGAAAGUAAUCAUUUUUGCAGAUACACAAAUAUCUGCGAACUUGCCACAUGGUGUGCAAAAACAGUUAAAGAAUACCAGACAGACAAUGGCAUUAUUAGCAGUUGAAAACCUACGCAAGAUGUUUAUUUCUUAUCUAAGUCAAUCAACAGAUCAAACAGUGAAGAAAGCUCUUGAAAUCAAGGAAUUUACGUUUGCAUGCCUUGAAUUGUGCUGGUUUAUGAUGGUAAAUAACCCUCCUGUUGCAUUUGCUCCAGUGCAUGCAAAGUGUUCGGACUUCAACUCAGAUUUAUAUAAACCGUACUCAUAUGGUGGGGCGCACAUCGACUUUGUGGUAUGGCCUGCUUUGCUUUUACACGAAGGAGGUCCAGUUCUGGCAAAAGGUGUAGCUCAAGGGUAUAACAAAUAAAAAGGAAUAUGACCAUGAAAUCAAUAUGGAACACGUGAUGUUCAUUUAAAUCAAUGAUUCCUUUAUGACAUUAGAGAUCGUUUUUGAUUAAGAAUAUGAACUCUUGUGAUUUAAAUAUGGUCUACCUUUUUAGCUUUUGGAAUCAAAUAUUGUUUAACUUUGAAUAGAUUGUGAUAAUUUUUAAUGUGUUUAAUAAUAUACAACUACAAACUUCUUUUGAUGUCUACAUAAAGUUGUUCAUACUGAAAAAUAUGGUUCGAGGUCGAUAUAACAAUUAAUACAUGUAUCAUGGCAGAAAACCUAUUUAUUGAUAGAAACAUAGGGCAAAUUUAAUCGUCAUUCGCUAUUAUAAUGUCUGUCUUCCUUUUGACAAAAAUACCACGCCAAGAUAAAACUUUCAGGUAUACUCCUAUAUGUCGGUCUUUGUCUUUUUAUAUCAAAUGGGAAUAUUUUUGAAUUACUGCAAUUGGAUAAGUAAACACUGAAAGUUCAAGUUUUUAAAAAUAUUAACGAAAAACAAACUGACGAAAAUUAUAAAGAUAUCUUAUACGAAAUCCCACCUUUAUAGAUAUCUCUGGUUUUGUUUAAUGUUCUUAUUUAUUUCACUUCAAAAUAGGCGAUGUUGAACGGAACAAACUAUGCCAAUCAUACGGGCAGAUUGAUAAUGCGAUAUUCAAAUUAUACAUAUUAGUAAAUUAAUUUUGUUUCAGUCUCUACCGACAAUCAUAUUUUUUUGAGCAAACGACAUACUCGAAAUUAAAAAUCAAAACUUUGAGUACGAAUACAUUUGAUAGACUCAGUGUAUGUUUUGUACAUGAUUGCAGCUGUGGUAAACUUACCAAUCUGUCCAUAUAAUUAUGCUGAAUUAUGUAAUUAUUAUGUUAUAUUUUGCAAUUUAAGGUUAUGUCAUUGAUCAUUUAUUUUAUAUGUUUACUUUUGAUCAAGAGAAGUAAUCUUAAUAAGUCUUAAGAUUUCCCUUGACAGAGUAGUACAUCCGGACGCUUGCAGAAAUCAUUAUGAUCACAAA